AUGCCGAAUCCAUUCACGGAGACAUCCCACACUCGCUGGGGUGACUACUCUGUCCAAGGCCUCAACAUUGAGGUCGUCGCGGAGGUGCCGGACAUGGAUGCUCUCCCGGGCGGCGACGGCAGGUCAAUUAGAAUCCCUCCGUACUUCUGGGGCGAGGGUCCCGCCGUGGACCGGCUGGCGGGGAACGGGAAGCUCAGCAAAGGUGGCGGCUUCCCGGUGCACGUGGGCUACUCGGAGGCGAGGGCUUUGGUCGGCAAGGGAACUGUGGCGGACCUGAGAAGGCUGUCCCUCGAAGCGGAAAACUUGGUGGAGGAGAUGUUUGCUAGCAUCGGCGUCCCGCACAAGCACGAGCAGUUCGGGCCAGAAGCGACUCGGCCCAGGGUGGUGCGGCUGCGGCUGUCGCCGGAGCUCGAGCUGUGGAAAAGCACGCAGCACGCAAUCGGCAACGUGCUGCCACCCAAGGGCGCGGGGCUGACCCAGGCCUCGCCGCAGGCGAUCGCCUUGCUGGGGGCCGGCGACUGGCCCGAGGCCAUGACGACCACCAACGCCCUGUUCGGCUGCGGCAUCGCGAGCCUGCUCAUCGGCGCCGCCGACGCGCGCACAAUGUUCUCCAACUACGUGACCGACAUGGCCUUCUACUACGAGCACGGGUACAACCACGUCUUCCCCUCGCUCCACCGGCUGCUGCAGGACGGGCUCGCCGACGCCCACGCGCGGCGCACCCUCGGCGGCCGGCAGCGGCGCGAGGCCGUCGCCGCCGGCGUGCGGUACAUCCAGGCCAAGAUCGCGCUCGAGGCGGCGCACAGGACGUGCCUCAAGAACGCCGCCGCGCGGAUGGACCGCCGGACCGCCCAGGUCAUCUCCCUGUCCGAGAGCAGCCUGCUCGGCAUGGCGGCCGAGGCCACGGCCCGGGGCUUCGACGCCGGCGCCGUCAUGAGCGACCUCGUCUUCAGCUCGCCCGGCACCGACGUCGUCGACGUGGGAUGUGACCUGGUCAACUCCGAGGUCAUGAACUCGUUCCUCAACGUCGCCGACAUCGCCGCCUCGGGGGUCGUGUGUGAGCAGGCGCUGCGGGCCAUCUACGACGCCUACGCCGCCACGUGUGCGCGCAUGUUGACCCAGAGGUGGCACGAGCCAGUGGCCAGGAUGUGCGCCGCGCUGUACACGUGGCACAUACAAAACGACCGGCACAUGUUCCUCCGCCGCGUCGUCCUGGGAUGGCCCAAGGUCCGCAAGUCGCCGGCGCAGCCCCAGCGCGAGGCCGACUUCGACGAGGUCUUCGACGCCGACUUCCGUACCACCGGAUUCAGCAGGCCGCUUGACCCGGCGCAUGCAUGCGACGGCGGCGACACCUGCAACCACGUCCGCCGCUUCCUCGAUCACUAUCAGGGUGAGGACCUGCUCGGCGCCCUCUGGUCGUCACUCGUCAUCGGCCCGCUCGAGUACGCCCGGCGGGGCGAGGUGGACGAGCAGCGCGAGCAGUACCUCGCCGAAUCCUCGCGCCUGCUAAUGGCCCAGCUCUUCUCCAAGGGCCUCGUCGUCCAUAUGGUCUGGCUCAUCGCCCAUGCCAACCACCACGCCUGGCAGGUUAACUACCUAUUCGAGGCCGCCAUGUUUGGCAGCAUCCUGGACGGCGGCACAUUGAUAGGCAAGCUCGACCGGGCAGAGGGCGAGGAAGCGCAAGGCCAGGAGAAAGAGAAGGACAUGACCUACAUCAAUGUCCGCAAUGAACAAGGUCGUUAG
Messenger RNA from Lolium rigidum, 1743 nucleotides. RefSeq lists its product as uncharacterized. The transcript has a single exon. Lineage: Eukaryota; Viridiplantae; Streptophyta; Magnoliopsida; Poales; Poaceae. Bases 1 to 1743 code for a protein of 580 amino acids. The record is from RefSeq and is a predicted model, not a curated record.